GUUGCCAUCUUUGUUUGUUGUAUGUCGUCUGGCGGCCAGUUUGAGUUAUGAAAAGCAGCCGAAGAAGAAAAGAAUUUCAAGUUUUGAACGUAGCUUUAAUUAUGCACAAAGUUUCUUAAUUAUCUCUUAAUUUUCCUACUUUAUAGUUACUACGAAGGGGCAAUAUGACAACAAACGAUCAAAAUGCACGGCUUAAGAUUAGGACUAAACGUCCUCUACGUGAUCAGUCGUUCUUCCUUUAUUUAAAGCACAGAAACAUCGACGAAAGCAAAUUACAGAAGUCUAUUGAGCGUUUGGGUGGUAAAAUGGAUAAGUUUUUUAGUAAAGACAUCACGUGUUUGCUAGUGGAUGACGAUUACGGCAGUCAAUGCUCUGGUUUAGAACCUUCUACUUCACCUCAGAUAAUAUCUCCGGCUACCGAAUGCGAAAAAUCUGGUACUCUGACUCUUUAUUCACGAGGUUUGAGUCUCCUUCGACGUUCCAAGGGGAAUGCCGACGUGGGAGAUUCUUCUACCAACGGUUUUAGACCUAAACACACCGUUCUGGAUAAAGCGCAGAUGUGGGGCAUCAAAAUAACUCGCAUUACAAAAUUCAUGGAAUGGAUAAAGGCACAGAUGGUUAAGCAAAGGAACAACUAUUUGGAAAACUCCAAAAGUAAAGACAAAGAAAUUAUUUCCUUAUCGGCACCGUUUAUUAAAAUUGAAGAUCUCGCCGGAAAAUAUCAAUCGCAGUACAAGAUGUUCGUCCGCCAACCCCGUCUCUUUUUCGAGGUCGGUUAUUGUGAGAGUCCGUUCGACAGCUUGCCGGUGCAGCAAAACUGCAAUGUGUUAAAAGACGAUUGCUCUAGUCACGAACUUAAUCAAACGAAGAGUGUUCUCGAAGUUAGGCCCGUGAAAGAAAAGAAUAAAGUUCGAGGAAGAAACAAAUAUCUGAAAGCUGUGAAACCUCGGAGGCAUCAUUUCUGCGAAUGUUGUAAAUGUACAUUUUAUAAUUUAAGUCAUCAUAUGAAUGAAAUGGAACAUCAGAAGUUUAUUAACAACAGUAAAAACUAUGAUUGUGUAAUAGAUGUUAUGAAAUAUUUUCCAAGUAUAGAAGAAUUUAAAAUGAAAAAUAUUAAUGCUAAUUCUAAAGAAAAAAUAAUGCUGUAAUUUAGUUUCCUAGUUAAUGUGAUUUCAAAGUUUUGUUGAAAAAAAACUACGUAACUAUGAAUAAUUACAUAUGAAAUUUGAAGAAAGCUUUCUAGUAUUGAAUUAAUUUUAUUGUAAUAUAAAAAAGAGGAUUGAAAAACUUUAAUCUUAAAUUUGUCAGGAAAGUAUUAUAUACAUCAUAUUUAUUUUCAAAACAAAAUGUAAUUAUAAUUAAUGCUUCAUUAUUCUUUAUAUAAUGGAGAAUAACAUGUACAUUUACUUAUAUCUUUCUACAUAACAUACAUACAUAUAUAUAUAUUUACACAUACAUAUACUAAAGA
Molecule: messenger RNA, 1468 nt
Organism: Centruroides sculpturatus (bark scorpion)
Lineage: Eukaryota; Metazoa; Arthropoda; Arachnida; Scorpiones; Buthidae
Product: protein DBF4 homolog A-like
Exons: 1
Coding region: 165-1148 (327 amino acids)
Biological process (GO): regulation of cell cycle phase transition; positive regulation of nuclear cell cycle DNA replication
Cellular component (GO): Dbf4-dependent protein kinase complex; nucleus
Molecular function (GO): zinc ion binding; nucleic acid binding; protein serine/threonine kinase activator activity
Source: RefSeq, a predicted model, not a curated record